Bombus huntii is the source of this 4535-nucleotide messenger RNA. It is a transcript of the gene Fancm, whose product is annotated as Fanconi anemia group M protein. Gene Ontology annotation, biological process: double-strand break repair via synthesis-dependent strand annealing; replication fork reversal; interstrand cross-link repair. The coding region runs from base 413 to 4399 and encodes 1328 amino acids. NCBI's taxonomy places the organism in Eukaryota, Metazoa, Arthropoda, Insecta, Hymenoptera, Apidae. The record is from RefSeq and is a predicted model, not a curated record. Gene Ontology annotation, molecular function: four-way junction DNA binding; 3'-5' DNA helicase activity; ATP binding. The transcript has 13 exons.
GCGUACAAAUCGAAGAAGAUCCUACCAGAGGAAAUCUUUGAUUCUACGAUCCGAUUUUGUGCCGCGUAAAAAAAUUCCCUAGUAUGAUGUAGUUUUUCUACCAGAUUAGUAAAAGGAACAAAAUUUAAGUUUCAAUAAGUUUUAUCGUACAUAAUAGAUAUAUAAUGUUUACAUUUUGAUCAUUGUGUCAAUUUAUUGUUUACUAUACAAAUUACUACAAAAAUUACAAUUUUCAUUUCACAGGUUAACUAAUUAUCAUUAAUUAUAUACGAAAACAGUUAUUUGCAAAUACGAGUCGUUUCGAAUUCUGCUUAAAAAGUUAUUCUUUAUUAAAAUAUAUGUAACUAUACCAAAAUGAUAAAAUAUAUAAAUUCUCUGUAACUGGGAAUUGAUUGAAAGAAGAACUUUGCAAAUGGAAUUAUCACAAAAUUCUCGCAUUUCGUCUGAUGACGGAACAAAAGGAUUUGAUUUAUCUGCUGGUAAAACAUGGAUAUAUCCUGAGAAUUAUCCUAUCAGAGAUUAUCAGUUCAAUAUAGUUCAAGCAUGUUUAUACAAGAAUACAUUGGUUUGUUUACCCACUGGAUUGGGGAAAACAUUUAUUGCUGCGGUUGUAAUGUAUAACUUUUGGAGAUGGUAUCCAUGUGGGAAGGUUGUAUUUUUAGCACCCACCAAACCAUUAGUUGCUCAACAAAUUUUUGCAUGUCAUAAUACAAUGGGAAUUCCUAGUAUAGAAACUAUUGAGCUUACAGGAGCAGUCAACCACAAGCAGCGUGAAAUAGCUUGGUCAAAAAAAAGAGUAAUAUUUGCUACUCCUCAAGUUUUCCAUAAUGAUUUAGACAAAAAUGUUGUACCUAGUGAUUUAGUAAAAUGUGUAGUUAUAGAUGAAGCUCAUAAGGCAUUGGGAAAACAUUCUUACUGUGAGUGUAUUAGAAUAUUAAAUGAGAAGAAUCAAACUUUCAGGGUAUUAGCCCUUUCUGCUACACCAGGAAAUAAAAUUGAUAACGUUCAUGAGGUGCUACAGAAUUUAUUAAUUGCUCAUGUAGAAUUAAGAGAUGAAACCUCUUUGGAUAUUAUACCUUAUAUUAAUAAAAGAAAAGUUGAUAUAAUUUUAGUACCACUUAACAAAAAAUUAGCUGAGUACAAAGAGAGGUAUAUCUUUAUCAUGGAUCGUCAUGUUAAAAUUUUACUUCAACAUAAUGUCCUUCAUGGACAUACAGCAAAUAUUGCGAAAGGAAGGAUAUUUCAUUUAUUAAAAGAAUAUCAAAAGAAAACACAUAAAUCAGGAAGUUAUGGGCAAAUUAUAAAGACAUUAAAUAUAUUAAUGACAAUGUACCAUGCUUAUGAACUUAUGAUUAGAGAUGGACUUCGAGCGUUUCAUAAAUUUUAUCAAAAUCAUUCUGAUAAGUUUUGGAUGAAUGAUGAACCACAAUUGCAGACAUUGCUUGAAGAUAUUACAACGUAUCUUGGUCCAUUCCCGGAUAUAUGUGAAGAAGCUGGAAUGGAAAUACCACAAAAUCUUAUAUUUGGACAUACUAAGUUUGACAAGUUAAAAGAACUACUUCUGCAUCAUUUUAAGAAAAGUGAAGAGAAACAAAGCGAUACAAGAGCUAUAGUUUUUGUCGAGUAUCGGGAUAUUGUGACUGAAGUUUAUAUUCUAUUGUUACAAUGCCGACCAUUAAUAAGGCCACAAAUGUUUGUUGGCCAAGCUGGACAGAAACAAAAACAACAGAUAAAAGCGUUGGAGAAUUUUAGAAAUAAUCAUGUUAAUGUUCUUAUAUCUACAAGUAUAGGGGAAGAAGGAUUGGAUGUUGGAGAAGUAGAUUUAAUAAUAUGUUUUGAUGUAUCUCAACAUUCACCUACGCGGUUAGUACAAAGAAUGGGAAGAACGGGACGAAAACGCGAUGGGCAUAUAAUUAUUCUAGUUACAGAUGGAAAAGAACAUGAGACAUUAAAAUCCACAAUGGCUAGAAGAGAUUCUUUGAAUUAUAAGAUAUUAAAUACAAGUAAUAUUUUCUCUUCGCUUUAUCAAAACAAUCCUCGUAUGAUCCCCGAUGUUUUCACACCGGAAUGUCUAAGAAUGCAGAUUUCUGUGCAAGCAAAAAGUCCAGUUACAAAAUAUAAAAAAAGCAAAGGAAAAUCAGAUAAAAAAUCAGAAAAAAAAUGCCAGAAUACCUUAAACAAAAUUAGCAAUACAGAAUCCAAUUUUGAAUCGCAAAAAGAUGGAGCUAACUUUUCAAUGAUGAAAUAUUUGAAAAUCGAACAAAUUAAAGAACACAAAAAAGGUAGUUCCGAAAUAUAUAAUUCCGAAAUAAUUCAAAAUAAUAACAGUUGUAAAACUAUACCGUUAUCAGAUGUGAAAAUUCUUUCUUGCGAUAACGAGGCUGUUGAUUUUCUUACGAUAUGUGCUUUAAGGAUCUCUGAAAAAGAAGAGAAAAUAAAGAAUGAAUGCAAAAUCGAUAAAUAUCACAUAUCACCAUAUUCUACUAAAAAAGAUUUUUUUGAAUUUUCUAUACCUGAUAUUAAAAUUCUUGAUUGUUUAAUCACACUAAACGAUGUCGUUCCACUUAAUUGUAAUAAAAAUAAAUUAGAUAACGCUAGUGAGAACAACGAUGAUAACGAUUUGUAUUAUAAUGAAUGUGUAUUGGAAAGUGGAAUAACAGAAAUCGUUGACAAAUCUCAACGACUAUCGUGUUCUAGAUUUGAAGAUUUGCUCGACGAUAGCAGUGAUUCAAACGAAAACGAUUUAUCGGACAAUAAAGAAAAUAAUCCUCAAAAUAGCAAUAUACACUCUAUUUGUGAUCUUUCAAUCGCUUCCAGUCGAUGCGUAAAGAACGACAUGUUAGAACCAGUCGAAGCGGGAAAUAAAAAUAACACGUUGCAAGAUUUGGAAUUCAGUACGUUUGAAGACCUAUUGGAUGAAACAUCCGAUGAUUCUGGAACUGAUAAUUUUGAACGAAAUUGUACAAAAAAUACCGAUGUUAAUAAUGAUGUACAAAUAAAAAAUUCUCCCAAUGAUAUAAAGUUAAAUCACAAUUUCAAAUCAAAAACCAAUAUGGAAGGGGCGAUCGAAAUAAACGAAAAUUUUUCUUCGGCUCCAAUUCACCAAUGUAAACGUGAUUUUGAAAAAAAUUGUAACGAAGAAACGGCAGAUAAGAGUAGUUACUCGUCGAAAAUGUUUGAAUUUGAAGAUAAUCACAUUUUUAGCAUAACGCAAGCGAUCGAGGAAAUACCUCAAUUAAAUUCAAACUCAAUCGAUUCGAGAACGAUCGAGGAAUCCGAAGAUGAUAUAUUUCAAGACGACAGCUUCUUACUGCAAAUCGAUGACCAGUCAAAUUAUGAUAAAGAAAUGGUUAACCCAAUUGAAUAUAAAGAUGAACAGAAUUUUGAUAAACCGAGAAAUCCAAACGGUUCAAACGAUCGAUCGGUCGAUUCCGAGGUAAAAAUGGAAGAAUUCGAAUGGGACGACGAUUUUGAAGUUCCGACUGACGCUGUAGAAAAUUAUGCGAAAUUCGAUACAUUUGAAGAAAAACGAAAGAGUGAAACAUUGGUAGAAGCGGAAACCAAUCACGAAGAGUAUUUUUCAGAUAACGAAGAAUGGAUUUCAUUUAAAAAGCCAAUGGAUAUCUCAAAGCAGAACGCUCCUCAAUGUAUGACUAUAGCGAAAAAAUUAGCGAACGUAGGAAAAUGUCGGAAUUCAAAGAACAGUUGCUCCAGAAAUAAGAACGAUUCGAUGAACGAUGAUUUAUCUGCAAAAGAGGAAAGAAGCAUUUACUUCGUCAGCGAAUCAAAUGAUACAAGAAGAUAUAAAAGUCAGAAGAACGAAGUAGAAUGUUUCCGAAAGCGUAAUCGCAACCGAAAAUUAAGAAGAAAAAAAAAUGAGUUUAUAUGCGAGGAAGCGGAGGUCUCCCCAAAUGGCGAUACAACGGAUGAAAGUUCUGAAACCGAUGAUGAUCUAGAAGAUUUUGUUAGGUAUACACAGAAUAUACAUGAUACAUCUGACAUGCACGCUCAUUACUUACAAACCGUUAGGAGCCCGAUAAAAAGACAGGGUGGUUUCAUUUUCAAGCAGCAACAUACGCUUAAUUCUAGUAUAGAUGUAUAUUCACAGGCUGUAUCUCAAACAGCGGAAACUUAUAUUAAUGAUUCCUUUUGUAUAGCAGAAGAUAAAAGUGACGGCGAAGAUAUUAUUCAAGACAGUGAACUGUCUGAACUAGAGAAGGCUGAACUGAAGCUUGAAAAACGAAAACGUAAACGGUCUUGCGAUAAACAAUCGAACCGGCAAGCGAAAAGAAGUAAACGGAGAAAUAUAAUAAAUUAUUUUAGUAGCAGCAGUGAAGAUGAAGCUGAAAUAUUGCGCAAACAGAUUAAGGAUGAAUCAAUGUUGUUAAAGCAAUUGUGAGGUUUCCUUAACGUGAUCGAGUGUACAUAAUGAUAAACUGAUAAUUUCUUUUCACUUUUGUAAUAUAUAUUUUAUAGCAUAAAAAUUACCCAGUCUUCUAUUUAUUGGGGAUAAAAAAUAAAUCAUAUAAUUCGGA